Prosopis cineraria is the source of this 369-nucleotide messenger RNA. Its product is annotated as acidic endochitinase-like. The record is from RefSeq and is a predicted model, not a curated record. Gene Ontology annotation, molecular function: chitinase activity. The transcript has 3 exons. NCBI's taxonomy places the organism in Eukaryota, Viridiplantae, Streptophyta, Magnoliopsida, Fabales, Fabaceae. Gene Ontology annotation, cellular component: extracellular region. Bases 1 to 369 code for a protein of 122 amino acids.
AUGCAGUAUACUGAUGGAAAUAUGACCAAUCUUGUGAAUGCAUGGACCCAAUGGACCAGCAUGCAAGUUAUGAACCAAACGCCGAAACUUAAGCUUGGCAUCCACUGCCAUCCUGACGGCGACACCUGCACCGUCCUUAGCUCCGAGAUUAAUGCCAGCCAAAGUCAAUGGUUGCUCAAUAUCUUCGGGACCACUUCCUCAAGAGAAAGUUCUGACUCAAGGCCCUUGGGCAACAUCGUUUUGGAUGGCGUCAACUUCGACAUUAAGACUAGCAAUGGGAAGUACUGGGACAAGCUGGCUAGAGCUUUGAAGAAUUUUGACCAGCAACUGAUUCUCUCGGUGGCACUGCAAUGUCUGAUAACCCCAUAA